Messenger RNA from Aplysia californica (California sea hare), 1062 nucleotides. RefSeq names its product D-beta-hydroxybutyrate dehydrogenase. The record is from RefSeq and is a predicted model, not a curated record. The coding region runs from base 238 to 1050 and encodes 270 amino acids. NCBI's taxonomy places the organism in Eukaryota, Metazoa, Mollusca, Gastropoda, Aplysiida, Aplysiidae. The transcript has 9 exons.
AUCUAGAUCUACUAAUGUUGUGUGUCAGGUCCAAAGUUCAAAUCAGAGACAGAACUCUGAACCUUUCGGGUCAGGAGUCGGAAUGAGAACUUUAUAAAAAUAGAGGUCAUAGCAUAGCUGCGACACGUUGUUGUGCGUAUUAGCAGAAGCCAGUUCUGUCAGCGAAGCAUAGGCCUCGCGCUUCUUUGAAAGAAUCUAGAGUUUGGCUUUGGACUUUGUAUUUUCGACUUUUUCGUCAUGAAGAUCAGUAAAAUUCUCUCUUCUGGUUUUUUGUCUGGUAGAGUGGCCUUAGUAACGGGUUCUACAGGUGGCAUUGGUGAAGGCAUUGCUCGAUGCUUAGCCAGUAGAGGGGCCAACGUGGUCAUUAACGGAUUUGGAGAUGAGCAGAGCAUCAAUAAAUUGGUGGAGUCCUUCAAGAGUGAUUACAAUGUUGAAGCAGAGUUCAUUGGGGGAGAUCUGUCUAAAGCUGAAGAUGUCACAGCUUUGCAUAAAGAAGCUGUCAAGUCUUUUCCUAGUGGAAUUGACAUUUUGGUGAACAAUGCUGGUUUCCAGCAUGUGUCUUCCAUCGAAAAGUUUCCAAUGGAUGUGUGGAACAAGAUGAUGGCGCUCAUGCUGUCUACUCCCUUCCAGCUGUCACAGCUGUGCAUGGACAGUAUGAAGGAAAAAGGUUGGGGUCGGAUUAUCAAUGUCUCGUCUUGUCAUGGACAUAUUGCUUCUCCAAACAAGACGGGAUAUAUUUCUGCCAAGCAUGGAGUAGUAGGACUGACCAAGGCAGUGGCAGUUGAAGUCGCUGGCAGUGGUGUCACUUGUAAUGCCCUGUGUCCUGGUUAUGUGGAGACGCCUUUAUUUAUCAAGCAAGCUGAGGACAGAGCCAAAGCCCAAGGGAUAACUUAUGAUGAGGGAAGGGCCCAAAUCUUGCAAGUGCAUCCUUCAAAAGAAGCUGUUCAGUUAAAUGAUCUGGGAGAAGCUGUGGUCUUUAUGUGCUCAAGUGCUGGAAAUCAGAUGACUGGACAGUCUUUGAUCUUGGAUGGUGGCUGGGUGGCGAACUAGACACUGAGAGGC